CUAUACAUAGAAACAGAGCCUUAUGCGCGCUUGGCGAUGGGAUGAUUGAUGUAGAGCUCUGGUGACAGGCCAACAACGACCCAAAGCUGAGAGAUGGGGCUUCUCGUUGUCAGCUUGCUGGCUCUGGGGGUGGGGCUCGUCACCCCGUGGGUGGGGACGAUCAGGAUAGGAGCCUUCAAUAUUAAGUCGUUUGGUAGAAGGAAGAUGGGGGACCCCAUUGUGGCCCAGAUUAUUACUCAGAUCGUCAGUCGCUAUGAUGUUAUUCUCAUACAGGAAAUCCGGGACAUUACAAACACGGCCGUCAAUGAGCUGCAUAGUAACCUCUCUGCACAUGUCAAAGCUGCGAAUCCGUCCGCGUGUUUUUCCUUCAAGAUCAGUCCAAGGCUGGGGAGAUCGAGAUAUAAAGAACAGUACGCCUUCUUCUACAGAUCUGACAGGGUCGACGUUGUGGCCAGCCACCUGUUUACUGAGAGUAGAGGAGACGUGUUCGAGCGAGAGCCGUUCUGUUUGUUGCUCAACAUCCCGGGGCUAGCGGGUCCAUGGCGGCUUGCACUGGUUGGCCUGCACACAAAACCCACACAAGCCGUUGCCGAGAUACAAUACCUCUUUGACCAGGUCGAGGCAGAGGUCAAGGUCACAUGGAACACACAGAACUUGCUGUACCUGGGGGACUUGAACGCUGAUUGUCGAUACGUCCCCGUGUCACACCAGUUAGUUACAGGGGUGUUCCACCAGCCUGGAUACCGCUCACUGAUUGGCUCGGACGCAGACACCACAACCGGCAGGUCCCACUGCUCCUAUGACAGGAUCGUGGCCACAGGAAGUGAUGUCAUCAGUGCCGUACAAUCUUCAAGAGUCUACCUGUUUGAUCUGGAUUUAGGUCUUGAUUCGACAUUAACCAACAGGGUCAGCGACCACUAUCCCGUGGAAGUAGAGCUUCGUGCCCCAUAGUCGUGCGCCAUUCCUGUCCAGUUUCCUGUACCUACUCCGUCGUCACUGGACGUGUGGAUGGGACAUAUGGAGAGGCAGAAUUCAGGAACAAGACCUGUCAACUCGCGAAUGCAUCACUGCAUAUGUACAGUCUUCGAAAUAAUUGUCUAACGACAUAUAUCUCAACUACGAACCAAAAGACUAGUCAUUUAUCAUGAAACUUUCUUCUAGAGCAACAAGGGAUCAAUUAUAUAUUUCAACGGUUCAAGGGACUAUUCGUGCAUCAUGAAACGUGUCUAAAAUGUUCAAGGGACCAGUCAUUUAUGAUAAGUGGGAGUGAACCGGUGACUUAGUUACAAUACUCCUUCCCGAUUCCGACAUUUUCGGGUGACAUUCACACCAUUAAGUUCUAUUAAUUCUUCCGUGGCAACAAAAGCUUUAUUUAGAUUUUUUGUCAUGAAAAUCAAACGGAUUGUCAGUAACUAAUUUCAAUAUUUAACCGUUAAUUGAUUUUCCAUUUCGUAUCACUCCCCAAACGAUGUAUUGUUUACGAUUGUAAAGGUAGGUGGGUUCCCAACCCAUUUGACCCCUGACCACACCCAUAUUCCAUCCUCCAUAAUAAAAUGCUGCUACCUAAGGUAACGAUAGUCAUAUUUUUCUAUCGUGAACAUACUCACACCAACAUCACGUGUUAAAGUGUUCAAUGCGUUUGGCAGCUAACGUAAUUGUAACAUGUGCAAAGUUGUGAAUAACGCCUCUUUGUUGUCUGAAAUCUGUCCUCAGGGUCCGUUCGCACAAAGUCAUCUUAGCUCAUGCUAUUCUGUGGUAAAGUACAGGAGACACGCCAGUCAUUGUGCUAGUAUUCCCUUGCGCAAGAGGGACAAGGUUUUAUCAUCUACCAAAUGUUACCUGGCCGCAUUCAGGGCUAAUUUAGCUUCAUGUUCUAAUAGGUCGAACAUUCCUCUCUUUCCAGUGUUUUGGAAGGAUUUGAGAUAACCAAUAUUUCUUCACUGAGGGUUUGAGAUAACCAAUAUUACAACAUAACAACUUGAAAUUUCUCGUUAGUAUCUUGAAAACGGAAAAUGACAAAUGAAACAUUCUUUGAUUGAGAAGAUCGUCAACUUUCGCCAAGGCAUAUAUAUGAAGGCAAUGUAAACUUUGUUGAUAUUAAACUAGCAAUAAGUUAUGCCGAGGUCGGGCGAAGCCCGCCAUGUUUGAUUUUCGAACGUCUUCUGGCAUCAUGACACGAUAUUUGUGUUUUCGUAUAUCGUAAAUAAAAACACUUGAAAUUAGGA
This is a messenger RNA of Haliotis rufescens (red abalone), 2225 nucleotides long. Its product is annotated as deoxyribonuclease-1-like 2. Gene Ontology annotation, molecular function: DNA nuclease activity. Gene Ontology annotation, biological process: DNA catabolic process. The transcript has 8 exons. The record is from RefSeq and is a predicted model, not a curated record. NCBI's taxonomy places the organism in Eukaryota, Metazoa, Mollusca, Gastropoda, Lepetellida, Haliotidae. Bases 94 to 951 code for a protein of 285 amino acids. Gene Ontology annotation, cellular component: nucleus.